Ambispora leptoticha is the source of this 180-nucleotide messenger RNA. NCBI's taxonomy places the organism in Eukaryota, Fungi, Glomeromycota, Glomeromycetes, Archaeosporales, Ambisporaceae. The record is from the annotation of a GenBank genome assembly.
AUGUGUAAAGGAGUGACAGUUAAAGUGUCUCUUUUAGGAACUGAGAAAUUGAAACACCAUUUGAUUUUUAGAUUUAUCCCCGUUUUGUUCUGGGAAUCUACUGGGUAUUUUCGAGACGAUGUAGUCAACACUGCUAUAAGCGUAGUUAAAAAUGCGAGGAAGCUGAAAGAUAAAUUUUAG